Molecule: messenger RNA, 5367 nt
Organism: Drepanopeziza brunnea f. sp. 'multigermtubi' MB_m1
Lineage: Eukaryota; Fungi; Ascomycota; Leotiomycetes; Helotiales; Drepanopezizaceae
Molecular function (GO): protein binding
Source: RefSeq, a predicted model, not a curated record
AUGGAGCGACUCGAUCAGAUUGCGCGGGAGCUGGGAGUUGUGAUCGAGCUUGCGGCAAGCCCGCACCUCCUGCCCCCCCGCCAAGUCCCAUCAUUCAUGGUCCCGGAUGAUGAGAGAAAAGCUGAUGCUGUUCUUGGGCAGCUUAAAAUUGAGGCUGGAAAACCACAGUCAAGAAGGUUGAGGAGGCUCACAACCAUUCCUUCCAAGACGCAAACUUACGAUGAGCUCCAUGCCGCAUUAUCCCGAGUAGUAUCGGAAAAUGGACUGGCAGGAGUGGUGGAAGUUCUCAUCAAGAGAUUCGGUGUCGUUCCUGAAGGCAACAGUAUCAAGGACCGUCUGAAAAGAAGGGCCAGCAACAUUGGGAUCGCGCCCAAGAUGGGAAGCACCGACAACAGGAAGCAGCGGGACCAGCUCAUCCACGCCGCUGUGGAGGUUGGACGGGAAGAUUUUGUACAGUUGUUUGCGCCUUGGGCUGAUCAGUCAAGCUUAGAUCGGGCAUUGGGUACCGCACUCGAAAAAAGACAGGCGCCGAUUGUCGAAUGUCUAUUGCGAUAUGGAGCGAAUUCGGCCUUGUACGAGGAUGCAUUCGUGACUUGUGCCCAGCACGGGGACAUCGAGUUGCUCCGACUCCUCCUUUGCGCAAGACUGCGGCUCUCCGAGGCAUGUAUCACUCGAAGUCUCUUGCCCGCGACAGCGAGCGGGUCUCUUGGUGCUGUUCUCCUCCUGGUCCAGGCAGGAGCGGAUGGGAGUCACGAGUCAGCCGCUGCACUCAGGCGUGCCGUUGAACUCAAUCGAACCGACCUCGUUGUUGCUAUCGUCCGAGGCCAAAAUCGACCAUCGGGCGUAGACUUGAACGCGGCCCUAGACGCCGUCGUAUCAUCAUCUACUUCCCUCAACGCAAAACUUCCCAUCAUCGAAGUCCUUCUCUGCGCUGGUCCGGUGGGCGAUGCUGCUAACGAGGCUCUUAUCAAAGCAAGCCUUCAUGCCGAUAUCGAGUCGUUGCAGCUACUUUUAUCUCACAAAGCGGACAUCAACUACAACGAAGCAUCCGCAGUCGCUCACGCAAUUCAGAGAAAGCGGAGCGAUCUCGUCACUUUGCUGCUUGAGAAGCAAACCUUGAAGCCCGAGCAUGCUUCAGAGCUAGUUCGACACAUCCCGCGGUCAUGCCAGUCCAAAGAGCGAAUCGCAAUUCUAUCCCAAUUGUUAUUACAUGGAGCUUCGGGUAUGUAUUGUAACAUGUUGCUCAUCAUUUGUGCUGAAGAAAACGAUGUCAAUACCGCACAUCUACUUGUUUCCUAUGGGAGGGACCGAAACUCCCCCGUCUGCUCCGUCGACUUCCAUGCCGCAAAAUGUCUUCAGGUAGCAGUCACUUCAAACAGCGUCUCAAUGCUCAAAGUCCUCGCUCUAGAAGGUCGCCCGACGAAGGGGGCGCUUGCUGCUGCCUUCUCAACUAUCCCUCCAAAUCUGAAUAAGAACGACCACUUCUUGAUAGUCCAGACUCUCCUACGUGGUGGAGCUCAAGGUUCAGAAGUGACUGAUGCACUCCAGGCAGCUGUCACGGGUCAUAAAAAGUCUGUCCGGCUCGUGGAGCUUCUCAUUAAGUUCGGCGCCGUUGUCACAGACGAAUGCCUCUGUGCAUGUGUGUCUCAAGGGUCAACCGAAAUCCUAGAAGUACUCGUUACCGGGCCAGUCUCCCCAAAUGCGUGCGCUGAGGGCAUCACAAUCGCCAUGAAACUCUACAGUAGUGCAACUCGUUUUCGCCUCAUCAAGACACUCCUUGGUCCGGCCACUUCAGCUGGCUUUGAAGUUCCCGCAAUCUCAGCCGCGGUGAUUGACGUCCUUCAGAAAUGCCCUGGAGAUAUCAAGCUUUUAGCUCUGCUCUGUCGGGAGGGAGGAGCAGAUAUUAGCUUCCGUGAUGGCCUCGCAGUCGAGCUCGCCAUGAAGCAGCAGGACCCCGUUAUUCUGAAUGUUGUUCUCCGAAACGAAAGAACUAUCCCGACCCCACCAACUAUCGAGCAAAGGUUGAAAAGUGCGAUGGGACUCCCACUUGCAGAUGCAAAUCGAAGAGUGAAGGUUGACGCCAUCCUGUGGCGAGUGAAGCCUCAGGAUGUAAUAGACCAAGCACUUAUCAAGGAACUCGAAUCCGCAUCGACUUCCACGCAAGAUUUGGGAGUGGUGGAAGCUCUCUUGUCUGCUGGCGCGGACGUAAAUUCCUACAACGCGAAACCCCUCUGCUUGGCUGUCAACCAAAUUACAAUUUUGGAUCUCCUCCUUUCAAAGCGGCCGAGUCACGAGAGCUUGUCCCUUGCACUAUCAGCAGCGAUGAACCUUCAGACUACCAGGCUGUCUGUUUGCGAGAGGCUUCUCAAAGCAGGAGCGAACGGCGAUGGAGUCAGCAAAGCGUUGUGUAUCGCCGCCAAAGAAGGUCCUUCUGCUUUGCCUCUUAUGAAACUCCUUCUUCCUCAGGCAGAUGUGAAUUUCAAAGAUGGUAGAGUUUGGCGAUAUGCGAUCCGCGAAAACUUCAUUGACGCCUUGGAACUUCUUCUCACAUCAGGAAAUUCGCCAACUUCAGCAACCAAGGCCAGCGCGUUUCAAGAGGCUAUGAAGCUCAAAUUGUAUGACGAUCGAUACCGAGUGGCACAAAUGCUGCUGAAAGCCGGGGUCCCAGAGCAGGUCACAUCAGAUGCCUUGAUCGCAGCGGUAAAUUUCGCCCAAAUUGAACUAGUAGGGCUUCUCCUUCAGUCUGGUGCUUCUGUAGAGCACAAAAAUGGAGCUGCUUUCCACUCUGCUGCGAGUUCUGGACAACACGGACUGCUGGAACUCCUUGUACAGCGUAAGCCUACCUUGUCAACGCUGACAAGUGGGCUUGGCGGUGCUUUGGCAAUCAAAGAGAAGCCCGAGGCUUAUUAUCCUGUUCUGGAGACACUACUCAAAGCUGGAAUGCGAGGAGAACCUGUGGAUGCCGCAUUGGUGGAAGCAGUACAGGAUAAAGACGACAAGGCUACGGAGCUGCUGUUCAAGCACAAUGCCUCCAUAGAAUUUCGCGAUGGUGAGGCUUUAGUACUUGCGACUCGGUGCGCUUCCAUCCAAACUUUGAGUCUCUUCCUAGAACGACCAGUUCCUCAGUAUAUUCUGGCAAAGUCGUGGACCAUUGCUGUCAAACUUCCAAGAAACGAACGUUGCCAAGUCAUACAGCUGCUGUUGAAAGCUGGGAAAGCUGUGGAUGGAUAUGUCUCGAAAGCACUCACAGUUGCCACAACGGAAAAUCCAUCGGAUCGGCAACUGAUCAAGAUUCUCCUGGGCUGUGGGGCGUUCGACCGAGGAGAGGCAAUGACUAGUGCCGCGAAGGCGUUAGAUCUGAGGACGUUGACAAUACUCGCCAGCUCGCCAAAAGCCAGCGGUUAUAUCUCUCCUGUGUUCAAAGAUGUCAUGAGCACAGGCACCAUGUGGGACUCAGCGACAGGCCUGGCUAUCGUAGAGCUAUUUUUAAAGAAAGGGGCUACGGGGGAUGCAGUGGCCGAAGGCCUCUCCCAAGCUGUAGAGAGGUCUCGAACCGGGACAGCUCUUGCAGGUGACUUUUUGGAAGUCUUCCUUCGAUACGGCGACAAUUCAAACUCCAAGCAUCGCUUAGCCCUUCAACGUGCAGCUCGCCAAGUUGACAUUGAGCUUAUCAAGAGACUUCUGCCCACCGCCAACUUGGAAAGUAAGGCUGUGGCAAUGCCGUAUCUUUUUGCAUCCGCUGGAGAAAGAUCGAAUGUCCAACAUGCUCUGGAAGCGUUCAGUGAUUCACUUGUAGGCACAGAUAAAGAUGAGAUUGUGCUCUUUGCUCACCCUGACAAUGAACUCGGACCGAUUCUGUUCCAAGCUUUGAAACAACACCCUCGAGACAAAGACAUCUUACGAAUUCUCCUCGAUAUUGGAUACAAUCCUAACCAGUGGGAGCUACGUGAAUCAGAACCAUGGCCAAUUCUCUGCUGGGCCCUCGAGCAGCCAGAGAAAAAGAUCUCUAGCGCCGUCAUCGAGAUGUUGAUAGACAAAGGAGCCGAUGUCAACUUCGAGUCCAAGUCUGGCAUCACCCCGGUAUCUCUAGCCAUCCAAAGCCAACGAUCAGACAUUGUCUUGAAGCUUUUGAACAAAGGUGCACAUGCCACCAAACCCAGCUCCGAAGGCAUCACACCCCUCAACCUCGCAGGAUCAUUCGCAAACACCGAAAUCUUAGGCCAUCUCCUCCAAGCAGGCGCAGAGACCAACGACGGCAGUCUGCACGAAGUUUCGAGACAGCUACGAUGCGAUGCCAUUCAAACGUUGGUGAAGAAUGGACACGAUGUCGACUAUCCCAGCGAUCGCCAUGAAGGCCGAAGUGCUCUAGCCGAGCUAUGUCUUCGAGCCAUGGACCACUCUCCUUCGCCCGCGAAGCUGGAGGAAGCCAUCCGGUGUCUGAUCCUCCAUGGUGCGAAUAUUCGGGAGGUCAACUACUCCGGCAAAACGAUCUUUCAUUGCGCGCUUGACUCGGUUGAUCCUGUCACCAUCUUGGGGGUGCUGCUGAAAACGAUGUGGAAGUUUAUCAACGAAGACGCAUUUCUCUUUAGUGAUGGGAGGUAUACUUAUUCGCUAACGAAAUAUGUCGAAAAGGGGCUCUUCGCCGGCCCACAACACUGCAAACCCGAGCUACUUCGACUUCUGCGCAACAAGCGAGCCAAAGAUCGCUUCUGGGCCAACUCAAUCGAGGAAGACCAGCCUGAAGACUACUGCAACGCGCCACCUCAUAUCGAAGCGGAAGUUCUGCUUCAAAGGUCCCGCAGGAAGCGACAAGCAGAGCAGCGCGAGGAUGUACAAAGAGAACUCGAGCUAAAGCGCACGAGUAUUGUUCAGGAAGCCGAGAUCAUGAACAUUAUGACGGAGGCAGAGCUCGCACGAGACCGGCAGCGAGGAGCCGUCGAGCGGGAACUACUUAGCCACAAAGCCAUCACCCAGCGCCAGAUCGAAAUAGCCGCCGACAUCUCCCGCGAUAAGAUGCUCAAGCAAAAGCACCACCGACAAGAAGCACAUCAGCGGCAACUGCGGGACAUUCAAGUCUCUGCCCAAAAGGCAUACGCGGCCGAAGAAAGCGAGAAAGAGAGUUUGAAGAAUAUGAUGGCGAUUGAGUUCCACCAGAAGCAGGUCGAGAUCAUGAAUGACGGGGUGAGAAGCCGGCUGGCUAUUGAAGAAGGUGCCUUUCAGCAUCACGAGAAGGUGCUGGUGUAUCAGCACGAGCGAGAGAUGGCGAAGAUCAAGAUGCAGAAGCAACUGCUUGAAAGGCAGCCCACGUUUGCCGGGACAUAUCCGAGGCCAAGUUUGAAUCAGAUUGGGUAUGUUACUGAGACCUAG